This is a messenger RNA of Teleopsis dalmanni, 563 nucleotides long. RefSeq names its product serine/threonine-protein kinase S6KL-like. Bases 1 to 507 code for a protein of 168 amino acids. The record is from RefSeq and is a predicted model, not a curated record. Lineage: Eukaryota; Metazoa; Arthropoda; Insecta; Diptera; Diopsidae. The transcript has 3 exons.
AUGCAACGCAAUCAUAUAUCUUCCAAGCACUCCAUACUAAAUAAUAAUAGCCAAGAAUUGCAACAGACAACAUCAAUUUUGUAUUUGAAUUUUUCUUUUUUAUUUUUUUUUCAGAGUCCCGACAUAAAAGUUUUUUUCAAUUUGCCGGAGUCAUGUGAAAAUGCACCUAAGGAUGCUGUGGAUUUUAUAAAGCCCACAGUCGAGAGUCUUCCGUUGGUAGCUUCAUUGGAUUGUCAAAAUUUUCUACCAUCUGAAGUAGCUGAUUUGCCACAUGAAGGCAAGGAUGUUUUGAAACGUCUCUUAGAAGUUGAUCCAAAACUUCGUUUGCGUUCUGUUUUGGGAUUGCAGAAAAUCGCUCUUUAUCAACAUUUCAAAAUAAACGCAGAGUAUUUAUUAAGUGUAAAUCCACUUGAUAUUAUGGAAAAGGAUAACAUUCCAGUAUAUAAAGGCAACUGUUAUGAAGAGACUUCUAGUGCCAUAGCAACAAAAGCAUUCCAAGAUUUUUAAAUCUUUGAAUCUCAUCUCUUUUAUUUUUAUAGUUUCUUUUUAGCAAACAAUAAUAG